CUGUUCGUCGUCAUCAACUCAUCAUACACACACUAGACCACAGGUAAAACGAAGAAGAGUCGCCGUGAUCGUGCGUACGUGCAGGCGCAGCUUAGCUCCACCUUUGCAUCCGGGAGGAGUGACAAGGGGGGAACAUACAUAUAUGGCGGCGGCCAUGGAGCAGAGCCAGGACGGCGGCGGCGUCAAGGUCAAGUUCAUCGAGACGCAGUUCGUCAGCUCCGACGCCGCCAACUUCAAGUCCGUCGUGCAGCGGCUCACCGGCAAGUACUCCAAGAUGCCGCCGCCGCCAUCCGUGCACAGGCCUCGCCCAAGGCCCUGCAACAGAGCCGACAAGCAAAGGCGCCCAUGCGUCUCCGGCAGCGACCAGCUGACGGCUGCCGCGCCGGCCAAGCCAACGGGGGUGGCCUUCGAGCCGAUGCGCGUGGAAGAGCUGAACGGGCUCUGCGACUUUGCCGACCUGCUCUACGCCACCCCGAGCGCGCGGCGCCACGGCGGGAGCGUCGUAAAUGGCUUUCCUUACUGAUGCAUGCAUGGCCCGAAGAAGAAUCGUGUUGCCCUUCUCCCUUUUGUGGGAGGAUCACGCGCGUAUUUGCUUGAGGGUUGCCAUUGCCAUGGCAGUACUGGCCCAAGAAAUCCCUUUUUCCCAAAUGCUCACUGGGAGCGCCAGAUGUGACCUUCCUCAAGCACAAGUGGAAGUAAGAGCAAAAUAGGAAACUGUAUGGAUAUUUGUGUUCAGCGAAGAAAUAGAUAUGUAUGCGCGCGCUGGCAAACAAGCUAGGUGUCGUCUUCGUGUCGACGGGUUACAUACAUGGGCAAUUGUAAAUGUUCAAUUGGGUCAUCUGUAGUAGAAUUAGAAUCGCUCAUGAUGUUUUCAGCCUUUUGCAGAACUGUGUACCAGGAUUAGGAUUAGAAUCUUUUUGGAAUAAAAAAGAAUUAUAAUCUUCGGUGAA
Molecule: messenger RNA, 950 nt
Organism: Hordeum vulgare subsp. vulgare (domesticated barley)
Lineage: Eukaryota; Viridiplantae; Streptophyta; Magnoliopsida; Poales; Poaceae
Exons: 1
Coding region: 143-523 (126 amino acids)
Source: RefSeq, a predicted model, not a curated record